AUGGAUAAAAGAAAGUUUAGAUCGACAAAAAGAAAGAAAAGGAAGGGUUUUUCUGGGGUAAGACGUCAGGAAAAGACCGACCACUUGGGUGAUGGCGUGACUGCUCUACAUUGUAUUCCCAGCACUUCGUCUGCUGUUAGUGAUUCCUCCGUUCGAAGUUCAGUUCCAGAUAUUCAAAAUAUGUCAGAGAAAAAGCUACUGAACAGUUCUUUCCAAGAAUUUGAAAGCAGUGGAGGUGUUCUGACUCGCAAACAAGCCAAAGAAAUUGGACUUGGAUGCCGAACAAACAUUGAAAUUGCAACAGGAUUCAAAGUACAGGAUGCUGUUCUGUUGAAUGACUGCAUAUCAGAUGCUGCAAUAUGCAGUUCAUGCCGUUUGGCUUCUUCGAAACUGCAACUUUAUCAAAAAAAUAACGAGAGAGAAGGAUUGUGUGAAUCACUAUUCCUGAAGUGCUCAGCCUGUGAUGUAGUGACCCCUUUGUCAACCAGUAAGCGUCUGGGUGGUAAAGGUGGUGGUCCUCGUGAAGUUAAGUGA
Messenger RNA from Paramuricea clavata, 534 nucleotides. NCBI's taxonomy places the organism in Eukaryota, Metazoa, Cnidaria, Anthozoa, Malacalcyonacea, Plexauridae. The record is from the annotation of a GenBank genome assembly.